CCCAUGUGAACGGUGGUGUUUUGUAUUCCGCGUUCCGAUCGUCUGCACCGAUUCCUUUCGCUACGCAGAAGAUUUUUUACCAAGAAAAGAAAAAACUUCGCAGACUCAGCACUUUUCGCUGGCUUCAGAAACAAACUUGGUUUUGGAAAAGUCAUUUUUUGCUGGCAUCCCACACAACGAACGCCCCGAAAACCAGUUGCUGGGCAACCCCUACUAAAAAAAGGAAAAUCGAAAAGGGAGGAGGACCCACGGAAACUUACACGCAACGUCUGUAGAAUGAGCAAUGCGGGAAUGGACGGAGGAGGAGGAGGAGGCGGCGUCGGAGGAUCGGGAUCAACAACAGUGCCGCCCACAACGCCACCACCCACUGGCCAUGGAUCCACUCGCCGCCUGAGCCACCUGACGGGCAGUGGCCGUUCGGGAGGAGCCGCCGCCAUGGGCAAUGUGGUGGGCUGGCUGAAGCAGGCUUCCAUUGAAGUGCGAGACGCCGGCACACGAACUUUGUCGAUGCUGCAGAGCAGCAAUCCCAACUUUCGAUCCUUGGACCUAUCUCUGGGCACGCCCACACCCACCACACCCACCUCCAGCGAAAUUCCAGCUGCUCCAGCCAGUGCCACCGCCUCGUUAAGUGGCUCCACGCUGCAAUUUGGACCGGAGGAACCAGAGGAAGGAUCAGCUGCCGGAGGAAGCCAAUCGCUGACGCCACUUGAUGCCAGGGAGCUCCUGACGAGACCCACACGCGCCUACGCCUCCGUCAGCCAGCCACAAAGUCCAAGACAUCGAGGUUCGGGGUGCGGGUCUGUUUCCGGAUCACGAAUUAUCACACACGGCCUGACCGGACGCUCCACAUCGAUAUCCUCGCAGCUGGAGAAGACCAAGAAGCUACUGAAAAUGACCGAGGGCGAGGACAAGCCAUUGACCAUUCUGCACUACAACGAUGUCUACAAUAUUGAGUCCAUGGCGGAAACGGAACCCGUUGGAGGGGCAGCCCGAUUUGCCACGGCCAUCAAGAGCUUCGCGCAUCUUAAUCCGCUCGUGCUCUUCAGCGGUGAUGCCUUCUCGCCGAGCAUGUUGAGCACCUUUACCCAGGGUGAACAGAUGAUUCCUGUGCUCAAUACGGUGGGAACUCACUGUGCCGUCUUUGGCAAUCACGAUUUUGAUCACGGCUUGGAUGUGCUGGUAAAACUGAUCAAACAGACGGAAUUCCCCUGGCUCAUGUCCAAUGUGGUGGACAACGAAACCGGUCGUCCAUUGGGUGGUGGCAAGAUCUCACACUUCAUACUACACAAUCAGAUAUCCAUUGGCUUGAUUGGACUGGUGGAGCGAGAGUGGUUGGAGACCCUGCCCACCAUUGAUCCCAAUGAGGUGACCUACAUCGAUUACGUGGAGGCGGGAAACAAGCUGGCCCGCGAGCUGAGAAACGAGGGAUGUGAUCUCAUCAUUGCUCUUACCCAUAUGCGUACUCCCAACGAUAUUAAUCUGGCCGAGAAAUGCAACGGCAUCGAUAUUAUUCUUGGUGGUCACGAUCACGUCCGUGAGGUCACCGAAAUCAAUGGCAAAAUGAUCGUCAAAUCAGGCACGGACUUCCAGCAGUUCUCCGUCAUCACUAUCGAGCGGGAUGCCGCCAAUCGUGAACAUUUCACAACGGACGUCAAGUGCUUCGACGUGACGGCCAAAAUUCCGGAGGAUCCGGAACUGAAACAGGAGCUCUCCAAAUAUGCCAAGUUCAUCGAGAGCAAGCUUUCGGAUGUCAUGGGUGUCUUCAGCGUGGAAUUGGAUGGCCGUUUCUCCCGCGUGCGAACCCAGGAAACAAAUCUGGGCAACUGGGUGUGCGACGUAGUGCUUGCCGCAGUCGGCGCCGAUGUGGUCAUCCUGAAUGGCGGCACCUUCCGUUCGGAUCGAGUGCAUCCGGUGGGUGCCUUUACCAUGGGCGAUCUGGUGAACGUUAUCCCCAUGCGGGACCCACUAAUCCUGCUCGAAGUGAAGGGUAAAAUACUCUGGCAGGCACUGGAGAAUGGAGUGUCUGCCUAUCCCAAGCUGGAGGGCAGGUUCCCUCAGGUGUCGGGCAUCAGUUUCGCCUUCGAUCCGCAGGCGGAGCCCGGCAAACGUAUUGAUCCACAACUUAUCCAGGUGGGCGACGAGUACCUCAAUCUGGAGCAGUCCUACAAGUUGUGCGUCAAGAGCUACAUCUUUAUGGGCUGUGAUGGCUAUACUAUGUUUAAGGAUGCAACUGUGCUGAUGGAUGAUGAUGCUUGUCCGGAGUUGGGAAUCACUCUGCAGAACCAUUUUAAGGCCAUCAAUUCCAGGAAGUGUGGACAAAACACUAAGCACCGCCAGUCGCUGGUGACCCUUUCUCGGAGGCAUAGUCUGGUGCAGUGCCUGGAUAGUAUGGAUCUGGAUGGACCAUCGCCCAUCCGCAAAUUGUCCGUGGGUCAUCACAACAAGUCGAUGGAUUUGACACAUGGCAAUUCUCAAAAGAUGUUACGACGUGCCUCCUUGGAUGACCUGGAGCAGUCCACCUGCGAUUUGGCGCCACAAUUGGAGCACCGUAUCGUUAUGAUACAAAACGAAGAACAUCAUCGACAGUUACUGUUCAAAAAGGAGACGCACAUAAUGAAUUCCACAAUCACCGAAGCUGAGGACGAUUACAAAAAAAUAAGACAACUUGAUUUAGGGGCAGGUUCCGAUGUGGAGAGAAACAUUUGAGUAGGGGUUAGGCAAAAGCAAAGCGAAGAUAUAACCUUUUAGCUAGUUAGAUAGUUGGCAGAUCUGUGGGAUCGUGUCCUAUAUUAUUACCGUUUAUUGUUAAUGCUCCUCUGUUUUUUUCGGCUAAGUUUCGUUGUGAACGUUUGUAAGACUUCCCCAGAGAUAUUGAUAUUGAUAUUGUAUGGUAUAUGAUGCAUGUGUAGUGAGUACGUGUACCUAAAGCUUACCGCUAGUUUAAUUUACUUUUAAUUAGAUAAACUGAUUUACACAACCAA
Drosophila mauritiana is the source of this 2981-nucleotide messenger RNA. Its product is annotated as mannosylglucosyl-3-phosphoglycerate phosphatase. Bases 277 to 2706 code for a protein of 809 amino acids. The record is from RefSeq and is a predicted model, not a curated record. The transcript has 11 exons. Gene Ontology annotation, molecular function: hydrolase activity. Lineage: Eukaryota; Metazoa; Arthropoda; Insecta; Diptera; Drosophilidae. Gene Ontology annotation, biological process: nucleotide catabolic process.